Messenger RNA from Zootoca vivipara (common lizard), 597 nucleotides. RefSeq names its product HAUS augmin-like complex subunit 2. Gene Ontology annotation, biological process: spindle assembly; centrosome cycle; microtubule nucleation. Gene Ontology annotation, cellular component: centrosome; mitotic spindle microtubule; HAUS complex. The record is from RefSeq and is a predicted model, not a curated record. NCBI's taxonomy places the organism in Eukaryota, Metazoa, Chordata, Lepidosauria, Squamata, Lacertidae.
AUGGCCUCAAAUCCUCUGGAUCAUCAGCAACAGGAUUCACAGCUUCCUCACUUUGUUUUGGCAGGAGAUGUGUCCCAGGAACCUUUGGAUCAACAUGUAGGACCAGCUCCUUGCUUAGAUCCAACUCCCUUCAGAGUUCACGACCCAGAGCUGGAAGGUAUUGCAGAUCUGCAAGCUGAAAUUCAACAGAUCACACUAGAACUUCAAACUCUGCUAGUGGCAAAAGAUAGAGGAAAGAUCCUUUCUCCCUACCACCUGACACAUAAAUGCCAGGUUCUGACCAUGAUGAACAGUCACCUAGAGGAAGUUCUGAAAAGGACAAUUUAUUUUAGGCAGGGGAUACGGUUGGUCUGUACGACACACAAAAAUUCGGUUGACUCGGACUUCCACAAAUAUGCAGGCAAAUUUUUGGUGUUGGCAGCAGCCUUCACUGAGAAAUUAGAAAGCUAUCUAAAUGCAGUAAGUCUUAUUCCUCAAAAGUAUCCAAGUAACAUGAAGAGUGCACUAGCCAAAAUUAAAUCAUUGAUGAAGAAGGGAGAAGAGCUGUCAGGAAAAAUUCAGGAAUUGAGAGAGGAUGUUGAACUCCCAGAAGAAUAA